Messenger RNA from Aphanomyces astaci, 1043 nucleotides. RefSeq lists its product as hypothetical. The record is from RefSeq and is a predicted model, not a curated record. Lineage: Eukaryota; Oomycota; Saprolegniomycetes; Saprolegniales; Verrucalvaceae. The transcript has 2 exons. Gene Ontology annotation, molecular function: oxidoreductase activity. Bases 66 to 1013 code for a protein of 315 amino acids.
CUCGUCACCAAAAUCAAAACGGAAACUCCAUCCUCUCCAUUUCGAAACACUUCAGAUCAAUCAACAUGCCAUCCGUGUUGUACUCCAUCUUUAGCGGCACCGGCCGCGCGUUCUACCCUGAGCCGGCCAAGCCAGUCCUCCAAGCGACCGACAGCGUGAUCGUUCAAGUUCAUGCAGCGUCCUUAAACCCCGUUGAUUACAAGCUUCCCAAGUGGUUUCUCCAUGGGCGAGUCGUCGGUCUAGAUUUGGCAGGAGUUGUCACGCAAGUCAGUCCCGACGUGACAGCGUUCGCGGUGGGGGACCGCGUCGUCGGCAACACCUCUGGUGCGCUCGCCGACCACGCUGUGGUCAAAGCCAGCUUAUUAGCGAAACUGCCCGAUGAGUUGUCGUUCCAACAAGGCGCGGCGCUGCCUGUCGCGUACUUGACGGGGUACCAGGGUCUAGUGAAGCACGGGUUUGAAGCUGGCGCGAAAUUGCUGGUGAUCGGGGCCAGUGGUGGGUGCGGCACGGCGGCAAUUCAACUCGCAAAAGCGCUCGGGGCCAGCGAGAUCGUCGGCGUGUGCUCCAAAAAGAACGAAGAGUUUGUCAAGUCGAUUGGCGCGGAUCGUAUCAUCGAUUACAACACGCAAUCGAUCGUGGAGGGCAACGAAGGACAUUUUGACUUUGUGUAUGACGCAGCCACGGCCAGUGGCGGCGGCGAAGACUACCUCGAGAAGGCCAAACUCGUCCUAAAGGACCCGACCAAGCACCACGUGACACUGAACGGCCCCGCCACGUUAUGGAUUCGCAAACUCAGCGGGUUUCCUCGCAAAGACAUUGCCCUUAUUUUGACCGACCAAAAUGGCGCCGACUUAGCUGAAGUCAUCAGUCUGUUGGUCAAGUCGAAGCAACGACCGGUGAUCGACGCCGUGUUCCCGUUCACAGCCCAAGGCGUCGACGAUGCGUUUGUGAAAUUGCAAUCGCGACGCACCAAGGGAAAAAUUGUGAUUGAUGUCAAGGGCACGUUGGAAUAGUAUACUAGUAUAUAUAUAUAUAUAUAUAUA